GAGAGAGAGAGUGCAGCCUGGAAACCUGAAGGCUGCUUUCUGCUCGUCUACACUUGCCCCUUGUUAUUUGCAAAGCUGGUUCAGAACUUCUGGAUCACAUGGUAUUCCCUUGGUUUGGAGAAGGAAAAGAGAAGGGAGAAAAAGGAAGGUGAGGCAGAGAAAAGCAAGCACCCCAGGCUGGUGUUGUUCCAUCUUCCCCACCCCUUUGCUCUCUUCCUUGCACAGAGAUGAUAGGAGCCUCCUAGCCCCUGUGAAACUGAAGGGGAGGCAGAGGAGGAGCAGGAGCCCAGAUGAUCAGCUCAGCAGUAGAGGGAAAAUGUGAAACAUGAAAAACCAGCUCACUGUUUGUGGAAGGAUGGUGCUGCUCCAAGUGUUCCCGCUGCUGCAUUUGCUCCCCUGUCUUGGCUCUGUGAAGGCUUUCUUGGGAUCCCAGCCCAAUCAGAAUAAUUUGCAGGACACAGUAUCUGGUGCAUGUGAGUUGGAGCCCUUAGGAUAUUACAACGGCUCGCUAUCUGUGACAUUGUCUGGGUCGGCGUGCUUAAACUGGUUGGACUUUCCUGAUUACGUUCACCAGUAUCCAAACCGGGGCUUAGGGAACCACAACUACUGCAGGAAUCCAGAAGGUGGCGCCACGCCUUGGUGCUUCUACCAACUUGCCUCUGGAGCCGUAGGCUGGGCCAACUGUGACUGCAGCCAAGGUGCCGUCCGACUGGUUCAAAGUGGCAGGGUGGAGUUGUACUUCAGUGGGCUAUGGGGCACUAUCUGUGGGGAUCACUGGACAGACUGGGAUGCCAGUGUGGUCUGCAGACAGCUGGGACUCAGCGAAAUUGGCACAGCCCAAAGGGAGAGUUAUUCUGGUUUGGGUCCAAUACCCUUCCACCUACAGUCCACAAACUGCCGUGGGGAUGAGAAGAUGUUGUUGCAAUGUAGCUACCAAGAGAUGUUCAGAACCUGCAAGCAUGGAAAUGCUGUGGCCAAAUGUGCCCCACCGCAAGGUGUAGCAUCUCCGCUCCGUCUGGUGGGGGGCAAAAAGAGCUUUGAGGGUCGAGUGGAAGUCUAUCAUGGUGGCCUUUGGGGCACCAUUUGUGACGACCAGUGGGAUGACAAAGAUGCUGAGGUGAUUUGCAGACAGCUGGGCUUCAGCGGAUCCCCAAAGGCCGUGUCUUGGGCUCAAUUUGGACAGGGCUUGGGCCCAAUCCUGCUGGAUGACGUCGAGUGCUCAGGCAACGAGCUUUCAUUGGACCAGUGCAAGAAAAGUAGCUGGGAAGAACACAACUGUGACCACAUUGAAGAUGCAGGCGUAAUCUGUGACCCCUUUGCAGAAGGUACUAUUCGACUGGCUGGAGGCCACAAACCGAAUGAAGGAAGGGUGGAGGUAUACCACAAUGGAAGCUGGGGAUGCGUGUGUGAUGAUGGCUGGACAGGUAUUAAUGCCCAGGUGGCUUGCAGACAGCUUGGCUUCAGUGGCCCUGCACAGCUGGCAGCAGAGGGGGAAUUUGCUUCUGGACAAGGCUUCAUCUUACUGGAUGAUGUGGCUUGCACAGGCAGUGAGCUGUCGCUCUUUGACUGCCCUCACAGCAACUGGGGGCAGCAUGACUGCUCACACGAAGAGGACGUGGGUGUCCACUGCUCCCCCGAUAGCAACAGGAUCACUGAAGAGGCUACAGGGAUCCCUGUGCGGCUGGUGGAUGGGAACGGCACCAAAGAGGGGCGUGUCGAAGUUUUCUUGAAUGGACAGUGGGGCAGUGUCUGUGACCAUGGCUGGACAGAUAGAGAUGCAGCUGUAGUUUGCAGGCAGCUGGGUUACAGUGGUACUGCAAAAGCCCAGACCAUGGCUUACCUUGCUGAAGGACACGCACCCAUCCAUCUAGACAAGGUGGAGUGCAGAGGCACUGAGCACACCCUGGGGGACUGCGUCACCCACGAGAGCAACAUUCACAGCUGUUGGAAAGAUGUCGGAGUGAUCUGUGACUACAUAGAGGAGGAGGAGGAGGAGGAGGAGAACCAGGCAAACACAAAUGCAGGUUCGCUAUUCGGCAUGUGUGGACGGCGCUUGCUUCACCACCGCAGAAAAAGGAUAAUUGGUGGAAACAAAUCUCUCAGAGGAGGCUGGCCUUGGCAGGUCUCGCUACGUCUAAAGGGGUUUCACAGAGAUGCUCGUCUGCUGUGCGGAGCGACUCUUAUCAGCAACUGCUGGGUCCUGACAGCAGCACAUUGCUUCAAAAGGUUUGGAGUAGAUGUACGGCGCUACCUGCUGCGUGUGGGAGACCACCAUACUGGUGUGAGGGACGAGUUCGAGAGAGAGCUGCCGGUGGAGAAGAUUGUCCUUCAUAGGAACUACCAGUCUAGCAGCAACGACAAUGACAUUGCUUUAGUCAGAAUUCGGGGCAAAAGUGGCAACUGUCUUUCCUUCAGCCACCAUGUCCUUCCUGUCUGCCUUCCUGAGAGGAAGGAGAAGUAUUCUAUAGAUAGACAGGCCUGCAUCAUAUCUGGCUGGGGAGAUACAGGGAGGUCAUACUCAAGGACGUUACUCCAGGGCUUGGUGCCCCUACUCCCAAGAAGAGUGUGCAAAUCCCGUUAUGGAAAGAAGUUCACUAAUCGUAUGCUGUGCGCUGGAAACAUUUCUGAAGAUAACCGGGUGGACAGCUGUCAGGGAGAUAGUGGGGGGCCACUAAUGUGUCAAAGGUCAGGUGGACACUGGGUAAUUCUAGGGAUCACUUCCUGGGGAUAUGGGUGUGGGCGAAAAGACUCUCCUGGUGUUUACACAAAAGUCAGCAAAUUUGUGCCCUGGAUCAAGAAGGUGACCAAAUUGAUAUAAGACCAUUCAAUCCAAAGGUGGAUUUGUGUUGUUUUACUCAGCAGUAUUUGGGCAGUGGUUUAGAAGAAUGUCUUCAUUUUGUCUCUGGUUUGGUGUCUGUUUUUUGCUGGUACCUAAACAAGGUUCAUUUCAAGCGGGCAGCAAGAAAAGAUUUUAUGCUACUGAUAGGAGACAGUGAAUGAAAAUUUAACAUCCUUGUGGCUAUUCAUACAAAGUUCUGUUUAUUGAAAUAACAAGUGGUGGCAAUACCACUCUUUCCAAAAGAGCUGCCACACUUCUUCAGGGCACAGGGGAGAAUGGGCUUGAUCAUAUUCCAUGGUGCUGCUAGAUGGAAUAUUUCUUAUGGUGUGUCCAUUCACACAAACUGCUUCUCUUGCUACCCUAGAUUACUCUGUGUUGUUCACCUGUAUGGUUUCAGCUACCUGCUUUAUUCUGUUUACACUCACCCUCUCAAUCUCUCUUUUUAGGCAGAUAUAAAGGGUGAUAUUGACUUAGUUCAGGUAUCAUGCCAAAUCAUGGUUUGCAAUUAGCUGACAACACAGAAUUAUAAACUGUUGCUGGAAGUGGAAUUGCAAGCCAUGGUUUAUGCUAACCUUGGGUUGGUGCAAUGCUUGAUUUUAUAGACACCUCUCUGUCUCUAGAUUCAUCUAGAGCAGAAAUGGCUAACCUAUGGCCCUCCAGAUGUUGUUGGGCUCCCAUCAUCCCUGACCACUGGCCAUACUGGCUGGAGCAGAUGGCAGCUGGAGUCUGUAACAAUAACUGUAGGGUCACAGGUUAGCAACCUCUAGUUUAGAGGCUGCUGAGCAACAGGAAGAGAAGGGAAUGUAGGAACGGAUUGCUCUGAGAAAACAAAAAUGGAUAAGGAGUUUGCAGGGAGUGACUUGCCUUUUGUAUGCUUGGAAGUUGCAAACUUUAGAAUAUGUUUAAUGAAAACCAUGAUUUGGCAUGAUGUCUGAACUGAGCUAUUGUGCUUUUAAUCUCACAUUGCUCUCCUGGGUGGUCAGGGGAAUUAUUUUUUCCACAGAACUUCUGCUUCUCUCACAGACUCCUCCUUUCCAUAUUUUCAGUUUUCCCCCUCAGGUCAGUGAGAAAGUUUUAGGGUGCUGAUUGGGAGAUAUGUCUGACUUCUCCUCUCCCUCCAUGUUUAACAUUUUUCUACAUAUCUCCUUAACACCAUAACAUAUCAGAUGUUACAUAUAUCAAGAGAACAGUUUUGGAGAGUAGCAUUUGAAAUAUAUUGCAGCUUUGGAAGACAGGCAGAAGUUUGUGAUUUGUGAUCAUGAACAAAUGUACCAAGCUAGUGUGGCUGGACAGAGAAACAAAACCUUGAGACAGCAGAAAACAUAGUACUUUAAAGUGUUUGUGCCAUUUUAACUGAAAUGAAUGAAACGAAAUGUGGCAUAUUCAUUUUAUUCCCUCGUUUCUUUUAUAACAUAUGUACACUCCAGCUGGUCAGCACCAUAGGAUGAUGAGUUCUGAAAUAUAUACUACCUGGAAACUUUAACCUGUGUCUUCUUAAAUGGUUUUUUUUUUUACACAUUAGAUGAACAGUUAUGCAAAUUACCACAGAUUUAUGCUUGUGUUUGUGUGUUGUGUGUUACAUUGCUGGCUAACUAUUGCUUUGUGAGGCAGCCUGUUGGUUCAUAGCCCAGAAUGGUCAGCUGACAUGAGCUCUUGUGAACUGCCUGAAUGUUGAGAUCUUCCUCAGUAGCUCUCCUGAGCCCGACGUCAGAAACAAGGCAGGCGAUGAGCAGAGAAAGAGCCUGUCCACAGCAGCAUUCAUCUUUGAAAUACCCCCACUCCAGGCUUGUGGGGUGCCAACUUUUUAUAUGUCCAGGGCUUUUAAAGAUCUGUUUGUAUUGUUGGCGUCUUGGGAGACAAUGGAGGAGUAUACCUUUGGGGAUGACAUCAAAACUGUUGGAGAAUUAUAGUGCCUGCUGUGGCUGUAGAGACUGAUACAGGAGAGACACAUUUUGUUGCAGCUGGGGCGGAUGAAGGUGUCCAGUUGUGCUGAUGCAAGUGUACCAUGGCAUUUCUUCUUUCUGUGCUCUUCCCUUUUAAGAUACUGUUUUAAGAAAAUAAUCUGGAUUUUACCUUGCUCUGGGUUUAAUAUAUGGUUUUACCGUUCUGCUGUUUUGUUGUUAUUAUUUAUUUUAUUGGUUGUUUUAUUGUGCAUUUUUUAUUUUAUUGGUCACGAACCCAUCGUGGUUCAAGUUUCAGAUAUAAAUUUGUGCCAUUAAUAAACAAUGUUUGACUGAGUUUCUUCUGAGCCUGGUAAAGAGGGAGUGGUGGAUGUGGCAGUUUUGGAAGAGACAAAGAGAAGGAUUUGAGUUGGCUCCUAGGGGUAGAUCUCUGCAGAACAGAUAUGGUGAAGUACAUUUGCUGCCUUCUUGGAGUGCCUUUUUGACUCCACUUACGUUUACUUGUAUAUUUGUAAAUAAAAUAAAUAUUACAAAAAAGAAGAA
Messenger RNA from Zootoca vivipara (common lizard), 5283 nucleotides. Its product is annotated as neurotrypsin. Lineage: Eukaryota; Metazoa; Chordata; Lepidosauria; Squamata; Lacertidae. Gene Ontology annotation, cellular component: membrane. Gene Ontology annotation, biological process: proteolysis. Gene Ontology annotation, molecular function: serine-type endopeptidase activity. The record is from RefSeq and is a predicted model, not a curated record.